Brassica napus (rape) is the source of this 2071-nucleotide messenger RNA. RefSeq lists its product as uncharacterized. The transcript has a single exon. NCBI's taxonomy places the organism in Eukaryota, Viridiplantae, Streptophyta, Magnoliopsida, Brassicales, Brassicaceae. The record is from RefSeq and is a predicted model, not a curated record. Gene Ontology annotation, molecular function: protein binding. Bases 880 to 1656 code for a protein of 258 amino acids.
UUUUUAUUUAUAAUUGAUGUAAAUAAAAGUUCUAUCGUUUAUAAAAAUGAUUCUGAAAAUGUUGAUGUAUGUUUAUAUCAAAAUGUUGAUGUAUGUUUAUAUCAACUACUAUAAUUGAUGUAAUCAAUAUACGUAUGAAAAUUAUGACUCACUAAAUUUUGAUAUGUGUGGUAAUGUAAUAAUAUAAUUUUUUUAUUGUAAGGAUUUAAAUCCUAUUUAAAUAACCAAAAUUUUAAAUAAUAGUUUUUUUUAAAAGAAGACUAUACAAUAAAAACUCAGGUAAAAAAAAUAGAAAAUAGAAAAAGAGAAUACAUUCAUAUAAAUUCAUAACAUACUAAUAAAUAAUAUGAUAAUAGCAUAUAUAUGUACACAUGUUUUGUGACUAUAUUGUAUUAACUUUACAUUUUUUUUUUGUCAUCAACUUAUACAUAUAAUGUACAAAUUAGAACAUAAUACUAUUUAUUAAAAUAAUUAAGAAGCGUUUAAUAAAUGACACGCAAAAAAAAUAUAACUUACCAGCAACAACAAAAAUUUGUUAUUACCGAAUGUACUAUCGGUUAUGUUUCCAUCGCCCCUAGAAUAUAACAAAUAAUGUGUGUAUAUAUAUAUAUAUAUAUAACAAUAUUUUAUUAAAUAUGUUCGAUUCGUAAAUAGACACAAUCCAACACAAAAUUAAGAGACAAAGAUAAAAACAAAUAAUUAAAAAAAUACUAAAGAUAAACUUAUAAACCCAUAAAAACUGGUAGAGAGUAUAAUCUUAUAAAAAGUAUAAUUCAAACUGAGAUAGAAAAGUGGAAACCCUAAAGCCUCUUAACAAACAAAUCUAUCUGCCAAAACCUUCUCUCGACGUUCUUAGAAAAGUGGAAUCUCUGUUCCAUCAUGGAACCGCUAGCUCCGUCGUUAACUCCGAAGCUCCGUCUGCUCUGUAGCUACGGUGGCCGGAUAACGCUCAUCCCACCGUCAAACUCCCUGGAAUACAUUGGCGGAGAGACACGCAUCGUUGCCGUUCCACGUGACAUCUCCUUUACCGCUUUCUCCCAGCUUCUCUCGGACAAGCUUCUCCAUGGCCGCUCCUUCUCCCUCAAGUACAGACCCCCCAGCUGCGACCUCGACUCUCUCAUCACCGUCACUAACAACGAAGAUCUACAAAACAUGAUCGCCGAGUAUGACUCAGCUAGUCCCCAGCGUAUCCGUCUCUUCCUCUUCCCGUUAAACUACCCCGAGUCAUCAACUCGACAUCCUCUCUCGGUUAACUUGCUUGGACUCGAACCGCCUAUACAGAAAAUAAUCUACACAUCUUCGUCUUCCGUUGUUCCCUUCCCGAAAUUCCCGCAAAAUAAUGAUACCACGACGAAGCGUGUGGAUCACGGUAAUAUCCAUGCCAUGUCGGACGAGGAUCCUAUAACUUCAGCCUCUUUGAACACCGGAGUUUCGGAUAAAGAAACUGAGAGAGAAGAGAUUCAAGAUCAACCACGGAGAAUAGUUAUCCAAGAGCCUUUGCAGCAGCAUCAAUUUUUACCGAUAUUCUACUUACCGGUCUUGCCAAUGCAGCCACAUAUGGUGACUCGUUCAGUGAAUGGAUACGCGUUGUCUCCGGCGAUGGAAUAUUCUACUGGAGCAGAUCUGGUGCUGGAAAAUAAGAAGACGGCGACCUGAGUGGGGUUUCUAUCCAGGUCAAGUAAGCCAAUCCAUUUGAGUUUAGGAAUUAACCUUUUAAAUUAGGAUUUGAUAUUUGUUAUAGAAUACGAGUGAUGGACAUGUGCACCGAUAUCUUUUAGACAGAUGUGGUUUGUAUCGUGACGUAGCUUUGGAUUUUGAUAAAAGCUGUUAAAUACUUGGGUGGGUUAAUGACUGGAUGUAGAUUUAUAGUUUAAAUACUUGAAUUUUAUUUACAUAUUCAACUAUAAUAGUUAGGAGUAAUAGUUUUGUUGGCAUUGUUUUCAGGACAAUUCUCUCAAUUAGCAUUUUUAAAUUUUUUGUCACAAAAAUAGCAUUCAAUGAGUAAAAUGACCAAAAUAACCUUUUUUAUUUUGAAAAUUUUAAUUUUUUUUGAAAUUUGAAACUCUAUCCU